CAGGCCACCUCCGUCCGCUCUAUCCGCGCCCUCGUGCCCCUUCUGGACCGCGUUCUUGUUCAGCGUGUCAAGGCCGAGACCAAGACCGCCAGCGGCAUCUUCCUUCCCGAGUCCAGCGUCAAAGAGCUCAACGAGGCUAAGGUUCUCGCCGUCGGCCCCGGUGCUCUUGACCGCGACGGCAAGCGGUUACCCAUGGGCGUCAACUCUGGCGACCGCGUCCUGAUCCCCCAGUUCGGCGGCUCUCCCGUCAAGGUUGGUGAUGAGGAGUACCACCUCUUCCGCGACAGCGAGUAA
Molecule: messenger RNA, 294 nt
Organism: Colletotrichum navitas
Lineage: Eukaryota; Fungi; Ascomycota; Sordariomycetes; Glomerellales; Glomerellaceae
Product: chaperonin 10 kDa subunit
Exons: 2
Cellular component (GO): mitochondrial matrix
Molecular function (GO): protein folding chaperone; protein-folding chaperone binding; metal ion binding
Source: RefSeq, a predicted model, not a curated record